Melozone crissalis (California towhee) is the source of this 5038-nucleotide messenger RNA. RefSeq names its product establishment of sister chromatid cohesion N-acetyltransferase 1 (gene ESCO1). The transcript has 11 exons. Lineage: Eukaryota; Metazoa; Chordata; Aves; Passeriformes; Passerellidae. The record is from RefSeq and is a predicted model, not a curated record. Bases 1690 to 4248 code for a protein of 852 amino acids. Gene Ontology annotation, cellular component: nucleus; chromatin. Gene Ontology annotation, molecular function: protein-lysine-acetyltransferase activity. Gene Ontology annotation, biological process: mitotic sister chromatid cohesion.
UUCUGAGGGUCGGUGUUGUGCUCUAAGAGACCAAAGACCUAUUCAGCAACUAGGGCUGCUAUUUUCAGGAUGAGUGACCAUUCUGCAUCUCUGAUGGGUUUCCUUUGACUGGUGGAAACCCAUAGACUUGGGAGAUGUCAUGAGCUAUUAGAAUGUAGGCAUGCAAAUUCUACUACCUGCUCCUUAGGGUGAGACAUGAAAAUAGCACCACAAGAAGUGCUGUUAGAGAUUGCUUUCCUGGGUAGAAUUAAAAAAUUAUACCUCAAAGAUGGGUUGUUUAUCAUGUAUCUUCUUUAAAGGAGAAAGUCAGAAGACAGCACUGGUAUCUGGAAUUUGAGUUUUUCACCAGCUUUUUAACAAAAUUAGCAGUUUUUCAUGGUUAGAAAUGCUUUCAUAAAUGAAAAUGAGGUUAAGGACAAUAUAAAGUCUAAAGAAAAGAAAAAAUGCAAUUGUUUGCUUUUUCCUUUUGGAUAAUGAUGAAUUACUAAAAGGAGCUUAACAUAAAUAUCUUUAAAGUUGUUGGGGAAAGACAUACAUUUGUCAAUACUGGAAGUCAUACUUUAGUUGUAAUGAACUGAAAGUGUCUGGUCUGUGUUACAAAACUGGUGAAUUGUUCAUGUUUGACCUUAAAAAUGUGUCAGAUUUAGCAUCAGAUCAGUUAAGGUUUGAAAAGCAAUGUAGUUUUAUAGAAAUCUGUAUAUAAUCUGUAAGUCUGUCAGUGACAAAAAUUAAUAGGUAAUUCAUGAUUGAAAAAGGUGAUGUGGAAUUUCUGACCCCUGAGUCUUCCAGUAAACUUUAUUUUAUGAAGUUUUUAGUGAAACUUUAUUGAACAAUUAUUACGUAUAUCAUUAUACAAUAACGGUGUCUUUAAAUAAGGGAACUGAAAAGUUUCACAAGUCAGAAAUGUAUAUGAAAGGGAUGAUCAGCCAAAUCUGUGAAGAUAUUUUUAUCAAGAAUCUCUGUUCGCUCGCAGACUCUUGUGCAGAGUAACUUCUACAUCAUUAACAUCAUUUCAGUUCUCAUGAAAACAUUGUCUUUAACUGCCCAAGGCAAAUGUCUCUAACAAUGCUAUUUUCUAGCCUUUCCAUCUCUGAUUUGUAGCUUAAGUCAUAUUAGAAGGAACAGGUGUAGGUGGUUGCUGAUGUCUGUGAAGUUCUGUUGUAGCAGCCACAAAACUUGGUAACUGAGUCUAAUGGAUUUAUUCCCUGUUGCUGUGAAGCACAGGAUUGACAGCAGUCCCACGUUUUUUGCCAGCUCUGAAAGAGAGCAGCACACUAUUUUCUGGAAAAAGGUGAAAGACUGAGAAACUUCCUUUUGAAUUGUACUGUUACUUGCCACGUUUCAAAAGGUAAAAGGACAGCACUUAAGAAAGCAAAGUGCCAAAAAUUGUUGGAUAUGGAAAUAAAAAAUAAAAUUUGUCUGUUGUUUUUUGUUGGUUCUUGGUUUGGGGUUUUUUUUUAAGCUCCUUAUCAAUGAAACUCUAAAGCUAAGCAUUGUUUGAGGGGAUGGAAGAGGGUGGAAAUGCAGUCUUGAAUAGGAAGUUACGAAGUGUUUACUGCCUGAACAUUUUCUGUUCUUCAUAGGUGGCAUGAAACAUCCUGUUUGCAAGCAUAUGCAUAAGGAAUGCUCUUGUCACACCUUGAUAAGUUACUUUGGCCUAAACAUCGAUUGCCUCUUGUAAAAACCUAAAUGGCAGCUCAGAAAAGGAAGUCUACGUUAGUAGAACCUUCUGCUAAACGUCCAAAGCUGGACAAGAACAGCAAACCCUCUUUGUCAAAGAAGGAAAAAGAAGUGUCGGAUACAAAACAUGGCUCAAAUAAAUCAAAGCCCAGUCAGUGUGCAGCGCAGGAGAAAGCUGUGCUCAAAACCUCUGUCAAACCAAACAGUAAUAACACCAAUGAACCUGAAGUAGGAACACGCAUGACUACAAGAUCAUCAGCACUCAACUCAAAUAAUAAAACAAUACCUAGCAAAACAGUUCAACAGCAGCAGCCUAAACCUGCAAAAAAUAAGGAGGUAUGCCAGAAAAAAUCUGUGCAAGAAAUUCCUAAGUCAAAAUGCUUAAUUGCACCAAAGGAGCCAGUAAUGAGGAGAUCACAGAGACUGCAGCAGUUAACACAUGAGCAUGUUCCAGCAAGAUCCCUGCGCAGCAGAGAAGUUAAAGAAGAAAAAGUUCCAGAAGUUAAGCACAGUAGCCAGGCAAAAAAACACACUCGCAGCGUUGCAGCAAAACCACUGAAAUCUGCUGGAGGGAAAACAGAACAGAAAAACACAAAGAUAAAGCCAAACAAUACAAACAAGGAUAAAGAGAUACGUGUAGGAGUGACCAGCUCUCUGAAAGAGAAAAAAUGUAAAGCAGACAAUAACAAGGAUAAUUCCAGCAGCUUUCAACAAAAUGUUCAAGAGUCCUCAUCAUGUCCUGCUGAGAGUCUUGAGGAAGUCAAGAAAGACCAAACGGGCUCUGUGUCUCCCAAUUCUAGCAACACAAAGAAAGUGGAAACUGAUUCUCUUAAGCCAAAUUCUACAGCAUCUAAGGAAAAGCAACAGACACAUCAGAACGUAAAACCCAGUACAAAACCAAAAAAUACUUCACAGCCAUCUGUAAGUGACACAAAUGUGGCUGAUCAACCAGAGAACGAUGCAAAAUCCAAACGGGUGAGCAUCCUUGAACUUUGUGAAGAAAUUGCAGGUGAGAUUGAGUCAGAUACAGUAGAAGUGAGAAAAGACUCCCCUAAUGCAGAGGAUAGCAAAGCAGAAGAAAAGCACGAUGACACACAGUUGCAGCAAAGUGAAAUGCUUACUCUGAAAGAGCCCAGUCAAAGUACUCAGUGCAAACGGUUUUUCCCUAGCAAAAAAGCCAUGCCUGUCAAAUGCACUCUGAAUGGCAGAAAUAACUCCUCAAACAAAAACUCUAAAUGGACCAAAAUUAAAUUGCUGAAAGCUAGUAAUGUGAAGCAAAGUAAUUCAAAUUUUCCAAAUGCCCCCAGGCUUCCUUUUUUAAAAGAUUUCCCUGAAGUUUCAGAGGCAAGUCAAAUGGCUGCAGAAGCAGAGCUUUCAAAGGCACAAGGCAAGCUGUCAACAGGACUCUUUGAGAAUGAAAGUACAACUUGUGCACAGGAGAAAUCACAUCCUUCAUCUGAAAGAGCUGAAGCUAAAGAAGUAGCAUUAGAAACAAAGCAGCCCACAAGGAAGGGUGCAGAAAAUGGUCUGUUGCCUAACUUGACAAAACAUUUAUGUGAGCCAAGACCAGAUGAGAACUUUCGAUUGCAUUUGGAAUCGAGUCCAGAAAGUUCUCCUGUAAAGUGUGUUACAGCUCCUAGACCACCAAAACAAUUCAAAAAAGAACCCAGAGAAAGUGAACCUCAAGAUUUGGCUCCCACACAGUUGAUGCAAGCUUCAGUAACAAGUCAAACUUCUGAAUCUGAGAACAGGGCUCCAUUGUCAAAUCCUUCAUUAGCAUCAAAAUGCACUAACUUGCCAUCAUCGGAGGAACCUAUUCAGAAGCUAAAAGAAGCUGGAAAAGAUGGUGAUAAGCAGCUGAUCACAGAUGGAGGACAGAAGAGAUUUGGUGCUAUUUCCUGUAAUAUUUGUGGAAUGCUUUACACUGUGUCAAAUCCAGAGGAUGAAACCCAACAUCUGUUAUUCCACAACCAGUUCAUAAGUGCUGUUAAAUAUGUGGGUUGGAAAAAGGAGAGAAUCUUGGCUGAAUAUCCUGAUGGGAAGAUAAUAAUGGUUCUUCCUGAUGACCCAAAGUAUGCACUUAAAAAGGUUGAAGAAAUCAGAGAAAUGGUAGACAAUGACUUGGGAUUUCAGCAAACUCCUCUCAUGUGCUACUCUAGAACUAAAACUCUUCUUUUUAUUUCGAAUGACAAAAAAGUCAUUGGCUGCUUAAUUGCAGAACAUAUCCAGUGGGGCUACAGAGUUAUAGAAGAGAAGGUUCCAGAAAUCAGUUCAGAAAAUGAGAAAGUGAUAUUUGAGAGACAGAAAGCGUGGUGCUGCUCAACUUCUCCAGAGCCCGCAAUCUGCGGGAUCAGUCGGAUCUGGGUGUUCAGCAUGAUGCGCCGCAAGAAGAUCGCUUCUCGCAUGAUAGAGUGUCUCAGGAGCAACUUCAUAUAUGGCUCAUACUUAAGCAAGGAAGAAAUUGCUUUCUCUGACCCCACUCCUGAUGGAAAGCUCUUUGCAACACAGUACUGUGGCACUGGCCAGUUCCUGGUAUAUAACUUCCUCAAUGGACAGCACCAGACUUAACUGCUCUGCAGGAAUUCCAUUUUUAUUGGAGACUUCUGCCAAACUGCAUGGAGUGGGUGCAGACCUUCAGCAGAAGCCAGGGCCAUUUUUAUUACAGUGAACUCAGGACUGGUAACAACCAAACGGUUGUACUAUUUUAUUAAAAUUGUAAACAAUGCAGUAAUAGGCUAACCUUGUUUUUUUAAAAGAAAGAUAUUUUAUUAACUUUUACAAAAGUUUGAUUGUAUUUUAUCUAGUUAUUCAUGUUUACAUGCAGCAGAAAAUUGUUCAUAGUGGACUGUAAACUAAUGCAAAGACUCUAGUCUGGCUGACGAGUACAUGCUGAAGUUCUUACUGAGGUGAUAUACCAGUGCUUCCCAGUACUGGAGCGCUGGGCUCCUGCCCCAGCUGCCACUACCAGCACUUGUCUGACAGAGUUCCAGGCUGUGCCCAGUGGAACUGGGGCAGGAAGUGUGGGCAACAACCCUCACAGGCUGUACGGUGCCUUCUGGGGUGCCCCUGUACCCUGCUCCCGGCACCAGCAUCAGAAUCCUGAUGUAGCCCCUGUCCCCUUCUCCCCCAGAUGAGUUUUGGAGUUAAAGGUGGAAUGAAAAGCCCAAGGACUGGUAUACUCGUCAUUCUUCAAGUAUUGUACUGAGUAUAUACCUUUGUUAGUGGACUUCACUUUGAUACUUGUCACUCCUUCAUAAAUCUCUCCUCUUUCAAAGGGUUUGUAUGUUGAAAAACUGCUGUGGCCUUUCUUGAUCUGUACAUAAUGUAGAUAGAUUAAAAAUAAAAUACUUGAUAGCUU